Molecule: messenger RNA, 2326 nt
Organism: Tupaia belangeri chinensis (Chinese tree shrew)
Lineage: Eukaryota; Metazoa; Chordata; Mammalia; Scandentia; Tupaiidae
Gene: NUDCD2
Product: NudC domain containing 2
Exons: 4
Coding region: 194-667 (157 amino acids)
Biological process (GO): protein folding
Cellular component (GO): cytoplasm
Source: RefSeq, a predicted model, not a curated record
AAUCCGCCGUUACAAACGUCCUAAAUGGCCACAAAAAAAGAAAAUAUGCAUACACGCUUAGACCUGCACUUGUGAUUCUGCGCAUGUGCAGUGACCUAAGCGAAAGGGCGGGGGUGUGGUCUGAGCGUGGGGAUCGCGCCUGCGCUCGGCUCGCUUGGUGCGGCUGGUACCGCUGCCGGGAGUCACUUGGAGUAUGUCGGCCCCCUUUGAGGAACGUAGUGGGGUGGUUCCUUGCGGAACGCCGUGGGGCCAGUGGUACCAGACUCUGGAGGAGGUGUUCAUUGAAGUUCAAGUGCCUCCAGGCACUCGUGCGCAGGAUAUCCAGUGCGGCCUGCAAAGCCGGCAUGUGGCGCUGGCCGUGGGUGGCCGCGAGAUUCUCAAGGGCAAACUCUUCGAUUCUACGAUAGCUGAUGAGGGAACAUGGACUUUGGAGGACAGAAAAAUGGUCCGGAUUGUUCUUACAAAAACAAAGAGAGAUGCAGCAAAUUGUUGGACUUCUUUACUAGAAUCUGAAUAUGCAGCUGAUCCGUGGGUACAAGAUCAAAUGCAGAGAAAGCUGACAUUAGAGAGAUUCCAGAAAGAAAAUCCUGGUUUUGACUUCAGUGGAGCAGAAAUCUCAGGAAACUACACUAAAGGUGGACCAGAUUUCUCAAACCUUGAGAAAUAACUGCUGUUUUUGUUUUUUGUUUUUUGUUUUUUGUUUUUUUCUGCAUUUCUUGGAUUCUAGCAGAAGUUGCCAGCUUAAUCAAAGGAACAGAUAUGUGGUAGAAGAAAAUGUGGAUGCCUUUAGUUAACAAAUUGCAGAAUAUAUUUAAGUGUGGUUCUAAAAAUUGUAUUCAAAUAUGAUUUACAUAGGAAACAUACUAUGGGGACUAUUCUCUGGAUAUAUGGUGACCUUUUUUUGGACUUAUUUUUGCUCAGCAUGAAGUUUUAUAUGCUGCAGUUUACUAAUUUCAUAUUUAACCGUAUUUUUAAUACAAAAAAAAUUAGAGUGUAGAUCAUGUGGAAUGAAAGGGUGCCUUCAGGAAAAAAUAAGUUUUUCUUUUGAUAAGUGUAUUGUGGGAAUAAUGUUCAAUAAACUUUUCUAAAUAGCAAUCAUGUACCCCUUUAUCUAUACCAAUGUGCACAAAGAAGUUACAAUGACAAAAUUUUUACGAAAGGAAAAUUCCACAAAGGUAUUUUGACUAAUUCAAUUUUAAGAGUUAAUACAAAUUUUGUAAUUGUUAUAUUAUUCCUUUAGGAAUUUUUUUAUGUCAGGAAAUUGAAAAAUAUUUAAAAACCUAAAAAUUAGGAGUAAAUUAAUAUACAAGAAAAGCAGCUAAGUGAAUAUAGUUAUUGAGUGAGCUCUUGUUAGCAGCAGAAGGCAAACUAAGAUCACUGAUUUCGGUGGUAUCAUUUUGAACAGACAUGGGUCAGAAUUUAUUGAAAUUUUAUUUUAUCUUUUCUUUGUCCUUUUUAAUUCAUAAAAGUUUUAAAUAAUCUGAAAUGCAUAGAAAAGAUAAAGUACACAGAAUUUUGUUCUUUCCAAAUCAUUUGUGAAUAAAGAUACCGAUACCUAUCACCUAAGAACUUUAAUUUAUAUUUGCUUCAAAGAAGGACAUUCUCUUUCAUAAUUACAAUGCAACCAUUAAAAUCAGAAAGUUUAUAUUGAUACAUUAUUCCCAUUUGAAUCAUAGAACUUCAUAUCUUUCAGGUUGAAUUGAUUGUCUCAGUGAUGUUCUUUAGAGCAAGAGGAUUAAGUCAAAAUCAUGCCUUGCCUUUGGAGGUUAGGUUUCCUCAUUCUACCUCAGUCUGGAACAAAUUCUCACUUUUACUUUCAUAAUCUUGGCACUUUUGAAGGUUGGAGGUAGUUUGGUAGACAUCUCUUAUUUUGUUGAUUUUUUUUUUUUUUUUUUUUUAGUAUUUCUUCAUGAUUAAACUCACAAUGUACCUUUAGCAGAAAUGUUCCCAAGUGAUGAUGUGUACUUACUGAGUCCUUAUCAUAGAAUAAUAAUUUCAGUGUCCUAUAUUCUGAUGGUAUUACUUACAUGACUGAUUAAGGUAGUGGACGUCAGACUUCACUAUAAGGUUUUUUUUUAUGAUUAUAGUUACAUUGUGAGAAAAAAGUUUCAAAGUAGAUCUUGAUUCUCAUCAAACUCAACCUGUAGCCAUAUAGACUCAUGAUUUUCUUUUUUAUUUAAUUUGUUAAAAAUCUGUUGUUCUCAUUAACUUGGAUGCUCAAAAUUUUACAUUCGGCCGGUGGAAGACCAUUUAUUUGUUUUUAGAGGUUUUUGCUGUAGGGCGCAUGUUCUCACCAGAAAGACAGAGAGAGACAGAAAGCAAGAAC